This is a messenger RNA of Salvelinus namaycush (lake trout), 2925 nucleotides long. RefSeq names its product thymocyte selection-associated high mobility group box protein TOX-like. Gene Ontology annotation, biological process: regulation of transcription by RNA polymerase II; leukocyte differentiation. Gene Ontology annotation, molecular function: chromatin DNA binding. The record is from RefSeq and is a predicted model, not a curated record. The transcript has 10 exons. NCBI's taxonomy places the organism in Eukaryota, Metazoa, Chordata, Actinopteri, Salmoniformes, Salmonidae. Bases 425 to 2125 code for a protein of 566 amino acids. Gene Ontology annotation, cellular component: nucleus.
AGUCCUUUGUAUGAAUUGCGAGCAAACAGGCAAUCCUACCGUGCCCCAUUCGCUUGCAGAUGACUGUAGCCGCUGGAUAGAAACAACUACUGUCGCUGCAAAUGCAUCUGUCAGAAAGAGAAAGACGCGCAAUAACUUCUUCAACAAUCGAGUGAUAGCCUACAGCUUUCAAAGUUACACCGUUUUACCUUCGUUUACCAAGUCCGUCGUUGAUAGUGCGACGUACGUUGAUAAUGUAAGUUUUUUUCUUUCUUCUGUAAAACCGCGAACGCAUGUGAGAGCAUCACAGUUUGCCAUUUUUAGCAUCCAACCCUAGACUUUUGCCAAGUUCGACCAUCGGUCUUUAUAGUACCUUCAACUUUUGAGGACUCAAAAGUAGACGCCGGAGUGGAAAAGCUUGUGUGGAGAUUGAUGUUUUACUGAAAUGGACGUGAGAGUAUAUCCACCUCCACCACAGUCUUUAUCAGCAACAGAUUCUUCCCGAUUGGGACCAUUGCAGUAUCCCGAUUCCCCGUACUGCAAUAAGUACAACAGUGAGACCAUGUUCCUGGGCAUGCCAGAGGCUGGCCUGGACUUUGUGCCAACCAACCAGUUCCGUGUGCCUCCCAACCCCCACCAGACGCAGACCAGCACCAAGCAGACUGGACCCCUGUGGAAACGAGAAGGCCCUGCUCACUCCGAUGGCCCCCGGCUACCCUGGUCCUACCCAGUGCCCAGUUUGGGGGAUGAAGACUUCAACAUUCCCCCCAUCACGCCUCCCACCAUCCCAGAACACCUGCUGCACCCCCACCUACCGGAGUCGGAGUCUGGCUCCUACCACCCGCUGGCCCCCUCUCACUCCCAGAGUGGCCUGCACCCCUUCCACCUGCAGGGAAUGGACAUGAUGGGUCAGGAUGGAGGGCUGUUGAGCCAAAAUGGCGGCCUAAUGUCCAGCACCCUGUCUGUGAUGCAACAAAUGGUCAACUCCGAUUCCCGGUACAGCAGCCAUCAGCCAAUGGAAGCGCUCAGACCCAGGAGCCAAUCAGGCAUGGGACAUCAGAGUCAGCUGACCACCAUCAACCAAUCACAACUCAAUGCCCAGUUGGGACUGAGCGGGAACAACGUUACCCAUAAUUCCCCAUCUCCCCCUGGGAGCAAGUCGGCCACACCCUCUCCUUCUAGUUCCGUACAUGAGGAUGACAAUGAAGAAUCAAUAAAGGCAGAGAAGCGGCCGGCAGUGGUCGAGACUCCCAAAAAGCCCAAGACCCCCAAGAAGAAGAAGAAGAAGGACCCCAACGAACCCUCGAAGCCAGUUUCUGCCUACGCCCUUUUCUUCAGAGACACCCAGGCAGCCAUCAAGGGCUCCAACCCCAAUGCUACCUUUGGAGAGGUGUCCAAGAUAGUAGCCUCCAUGUGGGACGGCCUCGGAGAGGAACAGAAACAGGUGUACAAAAAGAAGACAGAGACCGCCAAGAAGGAAUACCUGAAGCAGCUGGCAGCAUACAGAGCAAGCCUAGUCUCACAGAGUUACAAUGAGCCAGGUGAGGUCAAAGUGUCCCAGGCCUCCUCCAUGCUGGGCCCCAAGCCCCCCGUGUUCCCCGGAUCAGGCCACCAGCACCCCCAGCAGCACCCCCACCCCCAUCACUCCCACCCCAGCCUCUACAUGAGCCACCCCUACCACCACCAGAGCCACCACCCCCACCCCCACCACCAGCAACAACAGUCCCAGCAGCACCAGGCCGGCCUCAGCCCCCACCUGUCCCCCCUCCAGGGUCUCUCCCGGGGGGUGACCCCGCGGCCCAGUGGACCCCAUUCAGGUGGGGUGUCUCUGGGCAGCAUGGCGGCGGUGUCCCCCCCUCCUUUCCAGAUCAGCCCGCCGCUCCACUCCCACUCCCACCUAGGAAUGCACCACCAGCAACAGCUCGGAGGACACCCGCUGUCUCUGCACUCACCCUCAAUGGGACAGGGAUUCCCUCUCCAAUCAGAUUUCCAGAACAUGCUCAACUCGUCCGGUGGGCAGGGACUGUCCCCAUCCAUGGACUACAGACAGGUGUGUCGGAAUGGGCCCAGCCAGCACCUCGACUGGACCAGCGAAUACUGUGGCAAUGGAGCUCUUCAGAGAGACAAGCCUCUGUUCCUGACCUGAUCUGACCUCUAACCUCUACACACCUCCACUCAACCACCCAUGGACCGGAUCGCAACCAGACCCGGUCCACAUUCAGUCCCACUCUUUAUUCACUGAACCAAGGCAUGAUUAUCCUCUCCCCCAGUAGAAAGUCCUUGACCACCACCCCCCACUCUGGCUGAACCAUCUGACCAACUGACCGUCACUCAAAAACAAGAAAGACAUAAGCACAUAUUGCAAAACAUCCAUAUUUUGAUAUUUGUGGUUCUUUAUGAUCUACCUUGAAAAAAAUCAUACUGAUGUUAUGAGUGGGUUUCGGAUAGUUUUGUAACUAACACCCUCCCCUGAUAUUAGAUUUAAAAAACGUAAAGUUCUGGACUUUUUAAUUGUUGGAUGGCCAUAAAGGCAGAAAGGAAAUGUGCUCAAAGAGUUGAACGAAUAGGCAGCACUGUCAUAUCUACUGAUGUGUCGUUGGAUCGUUACUGAUAUAUCGUUAGAUUGUGUUUUGAGGAAGACAAGCUGAUGACCAUUUUUUGAUCAUGACCGUUGUUCAAAUCCCAGAAGUUAAUUUAGCACUUAGGGGCUUUUGGGGCUUUUUUUCCACACAUAGCAAGAUGUAAACCAAAACCCCAAACUAACAGACCUUUUGAAAGGAAAGACAAGAUGUUUUAGCCUUUGAAAGAAAUUAACAAAGAACACAUGUAUUAUAUUUCUAUCACUCUUUCUCUAUGUCUCUCUCUCUCUCUCUCUCUCGCUCUCUCUCUCUCUCUCUCUUUCUCUAUGUCUCUCUCUCUCUCUGUCUCUCUCUCUCUCUGUCUCUC